Molecule: messenger RNA, 2150 nt
Organism: Stylophora pistillata
Lineage: Eukaryota; Metazoa; Cnidaria; Anthozoa; Scleractinia; Pocilloporidae
Source: RefSeq, a predicted model, not a curated record
UGUACAAACUAGUCUAAAAAAGAAAAAAAAUUAUGUACACAUACUUGGAAUAAAAGUGUUCUUAAAACGAUUUGUAUGUGUACGGGGCAUGCCGCGUACGACAAGUUUAUAGUAAAAAGUUACGCGAGUAGCAGAGAAAUAAAGUUCUGUUGUGUCUAUAAAAAAAAACCUUAUAAACCGAUUUCGAUCGUUGUAUAUGACACGUCAAUAAAAAGUCAAGCGAGCAAAUAAAUAUUAUGUUGUGUCUAUUAGUGACCUUCGUUAGCUACCCACUGGUAGAUUCUUACACGUCCAAACAUUCAGUGAUGAUCAAAACCCAGGUAAACAGAUGUUGAUUGUCGCGUACGACAAGUUUAUAGUAGAAAGUUAGGGGAGUAACAGAGAAAAAAAGUUCUUUUGUGUCUAUUUGUGACCGUCUGGACCAUAACAAAUAAAAAAAACCUGGUGAACCGAUUUCGAUUGUCGUCUACGACGCGUCAGUAGAAAGGCAGGCGAGUACCAUACGAAUAAAUAUUCAUGACGUUGUGUCUAUUUGUGAUCUUCUUAACAACAACAAAUACCUUAUUGCCUAGUGCAAGAUAAGCGCGAUAUUUUUAAGAGAACAGUCUAUUGUUUAUCUGGUGGUGACUUUGAUUUAGUUUGUUAUUUAGUUCUUAUUUAAUAUUUUCGUUACUUCAGGUUAAAGUUCUGUGUCUGUUGAAGUUAAGGUCAGCAUUUUAUUUUCUGCGUCUGUUAAGGAAUAGUUUAAGGCAACGUUGUUCAGUCAUAAUCGUAUUUUUUUUUUUUUUAUCGCCUCGAUUGCUUUGCUUCGCUUCGUGUUUUGCAUCGAUUGGUUUGAUUUCGUUUUGUCGAUGAAAGACAUUAAGCGCGUAAAGACCUUUAUGACUACCUAGCUAUCACUUGUUUAGCGUUUUAGUAAUUCGCGUUUAGAUCAUAGAUGACUUAACUAAACAUUAUUAAACAUUGUUUAUGUUGGAUACGUAUGUCUCGAUGGGGGAAAAAUAAAUCAAAUAGAGCAAGUAACAGAUACUAGAAAUACGUUCCGCGUUCACAUUGACGGAAGUUUUGAGACAUGGUUCAGAGUGUCCGUAAAGCUGAAGCCCGUGUGCAAAGUAGGAUUGUGUCUCGCUGAUACACACAGGAUUUUGGGGACUGCAAGCUAUAGCAGAAGUAAUAACUUCACAAACCACCUUUGAAGCAACGCGCUAACUAAGUUUGUCAGAGGGUGACAAGAAAGCAACAAAACAAUUCAGCCAUUCCAUCGAUUGUAACCUACCAUGGGUUUUAUUACAACUGGAACCCUUUCGAUUUUGUAUCUCUGUAUUUUAAAUCCAAGUUUUGCUACGAUUGCACAAGAUAAAAUCGUGGAACAAGUCGACUGGAACGAUUACAAUGUUCACAUCACGGAGAGAGGAACGAAAUUAAUUGAGAAGAUACGGAUUGACGAGGAAAACAAUCUUGUGUACUUCCACGUACCGGCUCACAAUGGACUUGCCGAAGCUGACUAUCUUUUUGACUUCAAUAAGAAAAUAUCAUUGCGCUGCACAAAAAGUGAAGCCAAAUGUUAUCUGGGACCACUGCCUCACACCUUGCCAAAGCCUGCUGAUCUAAGGACUGGAUUGCAAAUGACGCUCAAAUCUCCUUCAAAAAGCAGUGAAAUCGUCCGAAAGUACUGGGCUGUUGCAGAAGAAGUUGAUAAAACUCUCCUCAGUGAACAGGUUCAAGAAUUUUGUGGCCAGUUCCCAGUUAUUCGCUUGGAAGAGGUUGACUUGAACUCCGUGAAAACCGGUAUCGGGAAGGAAAGGAAUUUCGUAAAAAGCCGUUUAGCAAGAAGCGACAGGUUGAAAAAUAUGCCCCUCUGCUCCCCCUUAGAGGACUCUAAGCCAAAGAAAGAAUGCAACCCAGACACAUGGCUCUUCAAUUUGCAAAUCAGUGGCGAGUCUUGCACCUAUUGGAUCAAAAAUUGCAAUUUAGAUAAAGGAAGUAAAAAAAUAUGCCCGGAAUGGGAGCACAAAUAUACUAGCAUGAUCUGCUACAAAAUUCGGUGCCCUUAGAUGAGUUGCAGUGAUUUUACAUGGACACUUCUCAAAUCACUGCCAAAGAAUCCUUGCCUGUGAACAAAUAAAACUGAUUCAUUUUGAGGAAUUCAA